Sphaeramia orbicularis (orbiculate cardinalfish) is the source of this 598-nucleotide messenger RNA. Its product is annotated as DNA topoisomerase 1-like. The transcript has 4 exons. Bases 59 to 598 code for a protein of 179 amino acids. Lineage: Eukaryota; Metazoa; Chordata; Actinopteri; Kurtiformes; Apogonidae. The record is from RefSeq and is a predicted model, not a curated record.
ACUAUUAACACACUCCGCAUUUUCUACCCGGACCUUAAAACAAGAUGCACACGUAAACAUGGCAGCCAAUAUAGAGCAAAUUUUCCAAGAUUUUAUAUUAAACAAAAUCAAAGAAAUUGAAGACCUGAAUGAGGAUAAAGCAGCUGCUGGAGGAGUGGACAGCGGCGAUGGAAUGAUUGCAAGACAGAAUUCCACCUCAGACAGAAGCAGACGUGAAGACCUGGGCUCGCAGAAGAAAAAGCACAAGAAGCACAAAAAACACAAAAGCAAGAAAAAGAAGAAGAACCGGGAGAAGGAACAGAAGGAGAGCAGUUCAGAGUCUGGGGACGAGUCGGACCAUGGAACCAAACAACAGCUCAGAGGAGAAAGACCAACAGAGGAGAAUAAGGAGCAAGGUGAGAGGAAAUCCAGCUUCCACAAGCGUCACUCCACAGGGAAAAGAAAGAAGAAGAAAAGAAAGAGAGAUGAAGAGGGAAGUUCAUCGGCCUCUGACUCUGAGUUUGUUGACAAGCGGGAUAGUAAAUGCGGUCCCAGCACGUUGCCAUGGCGACAAGAGGAUCUACCUGACAUCAUCCCUAAACAGGUACAAAAAAAAUAG